Trichosurus vulpecula (common brushtail) is the source of this 3047-nucleotide messenger RNA. RefSeq names its product MAP7 domain containing 3 (gene MAP7D3). The record is from RefSeq and is a predicted model, not a curated record. Gene Ontology annotation, cellular component: microtubule cytoskeleton. Bases 7 to 2427 code for a protein of 806 amino acids. NCBI's taxonomy places the organism in Eukaryota, Metazoa, Chordata, Mammalia, Diprotodontia, Phalangeridae. Gene Ontology annotation, biological process: microtubule cytoskeleton organization. The transcript has 19 exons.
CUGAAGAUGGCGGACGCCGGCGGUAGCGGUAACGGCAGCGGCGACGGCGGGUCAACUCUCAAGGCGAUGCGAGAACAGUUGGUUGCUGCAGCCCAAGCAAUCGCCCAAGAAAGAAGAAACCAAAGUGGCAAUGUUACUGUUCUAGCCCAGCCCUCCCAUAUAAAGUCAUCCACUAAGCCAGUGAUAGAUGGCUCGAUUCUAAGAUCUGAUGAAAGGCAAAGACUGGCAAGAGAACGCAGAGAAGAGCGAGAAAAGCAAAAUGCUUUAAAAGAAACACAAUUACUUGAGAAAGAGAAAAAAGCAAAACUCCAAUAUGAAAAGCUGGUGGAAGAAAGACAGAGAAAAAUUAACGAACAGAAGCAGAAAGGACAACAACGCCGAGCGGCAGCGGAAGAGAAAAGAAGGCAAAAGUUAGAUGAAGAAAAGGAACAUUAUGAGGCAAUGGUUAACCGUACUUUGGAACGUAGCAACCGCCUGGAACAGCGACAGAAGAGAUGGUCAUGGGGAGGCUCUGUAACACCAGAUUCAGACAGCAAAUCUGGUCUGUCGAGUGCUUCCCCACCCAAUCCUGUAGAUUUAGUUGACAAAAUCCCUUCUCCCACAGAACCGCAGACUGCAGAAGAAGGUGGAUCCAGUGGCAACAGACAUGCUUCAUCUACAACAAAUCUCAAACAAACAGAUUCCGUUAUCAAUAAACGUUUAUCUUCAUCUUCAGCAACUCUUCCAAGUUCUGACAAGACUCGGCGCUUUCAGAUCAGUGCUCUGGAGAAUAGUAUAAUCAGUCGCCUUCUCGCCCCUACACAAGCCUCUUUAGCUAAAAGCAAAAGUGCUGCUGUAUUAUCUGCUGCUGGAAAAGACCCCUCAGCUGCCUCCAGUACUAUCAGCUACUCACCGCAGGCCCCCAAAAUGCCCAUGCGCAGCCGCAGCAUCGACAGACAGAAGACUCCCGUGGUAGCCGUUUCAACAGAUGCUACAGACUCUAUACAGAAGUCUGAGGUGGACAAGUCUGCGUCAACUCGUGCUGUGAGGCGAACUCCAUCACCAUCUCUAUCAGCCCGUAAAAGAUCACCUUCCCCUGCUAAUGUUAAGCGUCCUCCAUCUCCCUGUACAUCGAACAGACCCACUCAGAGAAGUCGCCCACCUUCACCUGUUAUAUUAAAACAGCAGCCAUCAUCUCCCACCUGUGUUUUAAAACCAGCUUUUAAACCUAUUCAACGUCCCUCGAUCACACCAACUGUUACAAAUAUUACCAAAAAGAGAAUACCUGAAACAGAUAGCAAACCAAAGGAUGUACGUGAAGAAGACAGAAGACGAGAACACCGAACAUCACAAGCUUCAGAGAAAGAAAGGGCAGCAUCUGCUGGAAAGACCAAAGAAGAGCCCACUAGUAAGACUGGACCAGGGACCAUAAGUGCUGAAGAAGCUGCUAAAAUUUUGACAGGAAAACGACAGCUUGCUCGGGAACUAAGGGAUCGAGGAGACUGGGAAAGAUCUCAAAAAGGAGAAGAAAGGAAAGUAAAAGACGAUAUUGAAAAGAAAGCCAUUGAAGAUGAGGAAAAAAGGGAAGCCCAGCUCUGUCGACUUGAGGAAACACAGUCACUGGAAGAACAGCAGCAGAAGACAGAAGAGAAUAGGACCCAAGAACAGGAACGUCUGGCUGAACUCCAGCAGCAGAAGGAGGAAGCUGAGGCCAAAGCCCUGGAGGAAGCCGAGAGGCAGAGGCGAGAGCGAGAGCGGAUCAUGGAGCAGAGUGUGCAGGAGCGUCUACAGAGGAAAAAGAGAAUUCAAGAAAUUAUGAGGAGAACCAGAAAAGUGGAGCAGAAUUCUGACCAGAGUGAAGAGAAGUCUAAGAAUGAGACUGUUGACGGCGAUGCUGGGGAUGCUACAGAUGAAGCAGAUGAAGGAAGUUUGGAAACAGUGGACCCACCGGCCAAGGUCACUGAGAUUGCCUCGCCUGAGAAUGCCAAGACCUCAGAGGGGCUUCAUGCUAACGCAUUUCCCGAACUGGCUUAUUCAGAACAAGCUGAAGCUGCAGCCCGAGAUGAAGCUGAAGGACUCAUCACCAAUGGUGAUGAGAUGGCCACAGAGCCAGGAAAUAGAAAUUAUUUGCAUAUGACUAUGGCAGCAGACCCUAGCUUUUCUGCCAAAGAUGUGGUUACUCCAAACUUAGAAAUUAUGGGUGCUGAUGAAGCUGAGCACACAUCAAACCUGAAUGGAAAAUCCAGCACAUGGACUUUCGAGGAGAUUAUCGAACUUGGAGUUCAUGCCAUAUCCACCAAAUUGAAUCCCAGCAACACUCCUCCCAAAAGCUGUACUCAAAACUCCAGCGAUGCUGCUACAUUUCCUCCAGGUCCAAAGUUAGCCUUUGAGGAGGACGCAGUGAUGAAUUCCUUGACCACAUCCAGAGGAAGCAAUUCAGAUAUCUAAACACUCUGAUCCUGGAAGUCACUGGAUCCCAUCUAAAGAUCUUUCUUCAGGAAGCUGCUUCUUGCCUUUACCCCAGUUCAACCCUGUUAAAAUCAAGCUCCCAAGAGAGGGGAUACUUCUCCACGUGCACCUUGAGUACUUUCGGGGAGUUAUCUAAGUCCCUUUUGUGUUUAUUACAUUUUCUUUUGGGUUGUUGAAGCAUCAAUGGGACAGGAUUUCCUGGCAAAAUGUUAUUUGUUUCCUUUAAUAAUUUCCUUUAAGCUGUCUCUUGCUUGUUUUAUUUUCCCUUUGACGUGUACAAAGUGAUGGGGAAGCAUCCGAACUGACUUACAAACCGAUUGGUGAAUAUCGUGCUUAAGAAGGAAAGAGUUUGCUUCCAGCCCAUUUAAAACCCCUAAAUAACAUUCAUCCCUUUACUGUUAGAGUCUCAAAGAUUCAAUAUCGGGAAAGAGUGUACUAGAUCUCUCGGAUGACCCAAAACUGCUCUCAGGAGCAUUGUCACAUUGUGUUUAAUACAGAUAUUUUGGUGGUUUCAUAGUUCUGCAUAUUGCAUUUUGCCAUAAUUUAUAUAUCUUUCAGGAAAAUAGCUUAAGGUGCAGUCUGUACACACACACACACAC